CCCAGCCUCUCCGCGGCGCUCCCAGGGCUUCCCGCCGGGACCAUGCGCCGCCGCGAGCUCCCACUCGUUCUGCUGGCGCUGGUCCUCUGCCAGGCGCCCCGAGGGCCAGCGGUCCCUGUGCCGGUGGGAGGAGGGACCGUGUUGGCCAAGAUGUACCCGCGCGGCAACCACUGGGCGGUGGGGCACUUAAUGGGAAAAAAGAGCACAGGAGAGUCGCCACCUAUUUCUGAGGGAGGGAGCCUGAAGCAGCGGCUGAGAGAGUACAUUCGGUGGGAAGAUGCUGCCAGGAAUUUGCUGGGUCUCCUAGAAGAAAAGGAGAACAGACGCCUCCAGCCACCUCCCCUGGACCCCCUGGGCAAUCACCAGCCUACUUGGGUCAGCAGCUUCAAAGAUGUAGGUUCAAGACGCAAAGCUGGUAGAUUCUCUGCUCCAGGUUCUCAACGAGAAGGAAGGAACUCCCAGCUGAAUGAACAAUGACAAUGACCAUCUCUCUGAAAGGAGAAAGCAAAACCCUUAAGAGACUGCAUUCUGCGAACACCGAUUCUACUGGAUCAUCAAGAUUUCCUUUGUGCAAAAUACUUAACUGUUCUUGUACCUUUCAACCUUGACUAAAUUCAUGAUCUUCAAGCAGCAUCUUCUGGUUUGCACUUGUUUGCUUUGUGAACAAUUCUCCAAAAAGAGUCUUCCAAUUGAUGCUUUUUACAUCUAGGCUCUUUGUUGAUUAGAUUGAAGGCCCCAAGCUGUUACCAUUCAUAAUAAAAGCUUAAACACAUUGUCCAAAGG
This is a messenger RNA of Propithecus coquereli (Coquerel's sifaka), 783 nucleotides long. RefSeq names its product gastrin-releasing peptide (gene GRP). Gene Ontology annotation, biological process: neuropeptide signaling pathway. The record is from RefSeq and is a predicted model, not a curated record. NCBI's taxonomy places the organism in Eukaryota, Metazoa, Chordata, Mammalia, Primates, Indriidae. Gene Ontology annotation, molecular function: neuropeptide hormone activity.